Messenger RNA from Chenopodium quinoa (quinoa), 2026 nucleotides. Its product is annotated as NAC domain-containing protein 17-like. Bases 293 to 1867 code for a protein of 524 amino acids. The record is from RefSeq and is a predicted model, not a curated record. Gene Ontology annotation, molecular function: DNA binding. Gene Ontology annotation, biological process: regulation of DNA-templated transcription. The transcript is spliced from 4 exons. NCBI's taxonomy places the organism in Eukaryota, Viridiplantae, Streptophyta, Magnoliopsida, Caryophyllales, Amaranthaceae.
CAGGUUCCUUAAGGUAUAGAAAUAAGUAUAAUUUUUUGGGACACCCAAAAUGGAAUAUUUGCUUGUAAUUAAGGGAUGGAGGGUUUAAAAACUAAAGGAAAAAGAGAAAAAAAAAAAAAAAAAAAUUAGCUGGAAACUUACACGCAAAGGGUCACUCGUCAUUUACAUCACAUCCAUUUCUCCUUCAUAAGGGCUUUCCAUUGACCCUUUAUUUUUUACCGCUUUUAAUAUUUUUUUCCCUCUCUACUCUUUAGUCUUUACUUUCUCUCUCUACUCUCCACUUUCAACAUCAAUGGCGGCUUCUUCUUCUGCUAACGAAGUAUGGCCACCUGGGUUCCGAUUUCAUCCUACUGAUGAAGAAUUAAUCCUCUAUUAUCUCAAACGCAAAGUCUCUCGUCGUUCUUUGAAGCUUGAUAUUAUCGCUGAAAUUGAUGUUUACAAGUUCGAACCUGAAGAUUUACCUGGGCUAUCUUUACUGAAGAAUGGGGAUCGGCAGUGGUUCUUUUUCAGCCCCAGGGAUAGGAAGUACCCAAAUGGAUCAAGGUCAAACAGAGCUACUAAACAAGGCUAUUGGAAAGCAACUGGAAAGGACCGUGCUAUUACCUGUAAUGCCAGGAAUGUUGGUAUCAAGAAAACUUUGGUUUUCUACCUGGGUCGUGCUCCUAGUGGCAAACGCACGGACUGGGUUAUGCACGAGUAUGUAUUAGAGGAAGAUGAGCUGAAGAGGUGCAAAAAUGUUUUUAAUUACUAUGUGAUUUAUAAGGUCUUUAAGAAGAGUGGUGCAGGUCCUAAGAACGGUGAGCAGUAUGGAGCCCCUUUUAAGGAGGAGGAUUGGCCUGAAGAUGAUUACCCAAAAAGCACGUCCAGUUGCAACCAGCUCUAUACUGCCCAGCAGAUGGUCAGUAUUCCUCCAAUUGAUAUUUGUCAGAAUGCCCAGGUAGAUCAUUCUGUGAAUGACAUUGAUGAGUUUUUGAACGGUGUGCUUAAUGAGCCUGCACCAUUGCCACUAAAUGAUGACGACGACUUUGAUCAAGCUCUGUCUCAGUUUAUUGGUGAAGAAGAUCAUAGUUUGGUGACGAAUCAAUCGUUUGAGGAAGUUAGUACUUUUUUCCGGGAUGAUGAUUUUAUCGAGAUGGAUGAUCUUUUCAGUCCAGGACCUGCCCAAGGCCUCAGUACAUCGCUUUCACAACCAACUAACGCAGAAAUCUCGGGGAAUUCACACUUUAGAAUGGAAGAUGGGGAAUUUACACUUCAGAAUUCACAGCCUACUAAUGGAGAAAUCCAGGGGGAUUCGCACUUCAGAAUGGAAGAUGGUUUGAGUGAAUUUGAUUUGUAUUAUGAUGCUGAUGCCAUAUUACAUCAAGUGGCAGCUAGUGAUCCGACAAUGCCUUUUCAAUACCAUAGGUCACAGUCACAAGGAAGUGAAUUAGUUAGUGAGACGUGGACUUAUGAGCCGAAUUUAUGCGUCGUCAACUCCACAGUACCAUCAACAGGUGUUGUAUAUGAUGGUAUGUCUGAAUCAAAUCAAAAGCAAAAUCAGGAGGCUGAAAGUUCUCAAUCUUGGUCUUCUUUAUGGUCAUUUGUGGACUCCAUACCUGCUGCCCCAGCAUCAGCUGCUGAUAGUGCCUUGUUGAACAAGGCGUUUCAGCGGAUGUCUAGUUUCAGUAGGUUAAAAAUGAGUUCUAAAAUCAUCAUACCCGCAGUUUCAGGUAGUAUCAAUAGUAAAUCUUCGAGUACAAGUGCAGGAAGCAGGUUGAAAGGAUACUUCUUUUUUUCGUUUUUGGCUGCCUUAUUUGCUAUAGUAUGUGUCUUUAUUGGUUCAAAUGCUAGUGCUUUUGGAAAAUUACAUUGCCGCAUGAAAUUGUAAAAUUUAUUUUCCCUUGGAGCCCUCAUAAUUGUAUGUAUUUGUGGGAACCGAAGGAGAAUUGUGAGAGUAUAUAUGUAAUUUUUUUCAGCAAUUGCUGGUGUUAUUAUACAUGAUUGAUUAUUAGUCAAAUCUGAAUAUUAGAUUAACCUGUUCGCUAAA